Messenger RNA from Solanum lycopersicum (tomato), 1588 nucleotides. RefSeq lists its product as uncharacterized. The record is from RefSeq and is a predicted model, not a curated record. NCBI's taxonomy places the organism in Eukaryota, Viridiplantae, Streptophyta, Magnoliopsida, Solanales, Solanaceae.
GGAAAAAAAUAAAAAAAGUGACAGAGAAAUAUCCAUUUCUCCCCAAAUUUCUCUCAAAAUCAUUUGCUCCGUUUAAUCCUCUCUCAAAGGAGGAAAAAAAGGAAACACCAAUGUUUUAGUUCUUUUUCCCAACAAUCUUCCUCUUUCUGUUUAUAUAAUUUUUUUUGAAGAAUAGUGUUGUAUUUUUUACAUCAUGAGAAAAUUGAGCCCUAAUUUGGACAAAGAAGAUGGAUUGGAUACAGUUUUGGAGGUUCCUCUUCCAGAAGAAAUGUUUAGCAAAACGGAUGGCAGCAGUGCAGCAAUCAGGUGGAAGAAGAUGCUAAAUCUAAUACGAGCUGAUAAAUUGCCAAAUCGAUCGAAGGCGGUUUCUUCUGGAAAUAAUGAUCAAUUUAUGUUCUUGUUGAAAAUUGUUGGAUCUGCUCUUAUACCUUUUCAGGUUCAAUUGGAUCAUGCAAUUAACUUGCCUGUUAGAGAUGGUUGCAUUAAAGCUUCUUCUGCAAAAUACAUAGUACAACAAUACCUAGCAGCUAGCGGAGGGCAGGCUGCACUAAAUUCAAUCAAUAGCAUGUACGCGGUUGGGCAAUUGCAGAUGGCAAUGUCAGACAUACAGCAAAGUGGUAACCAAAUGAACUCCAAACGGACAUGUGAGGAUGGAGGAUUCGUUCUUUGGCAAAAGAACCCUGAUCUGUGGUUCCUAGAAUUUGUCGUAUCCGAUUGCAAGGUCAGUGCUGGUAGUAAUGGUACAGUAGCUUGGAGUCACUCUUCCACCAAUUCUAAUGCUUCAAAAGGUCCUCCAAGACCACUCAGGAGGUUCUUUCAGGGACUAGACCCCAGAUCAACAGCCAAUUUAUUUCUGAAUGCUGUUUGUAUUGGAGAAAAGAAAAUUAAGGAUGAAGGAUGCUUUAUGCUAAAACUUGAGACAAGCAAAGACAUGCUGAAGGCACAGAGCACAGCCAACACAGAAGUUGUUCAUCACACCAUAUGGGGCUACUUCAGCCAACGCUCGGGAGUUCUCAUCCAAUUCGAGGACACGAAGCUAGUAAGAUUGAAGUCAGCGAAAGACAACAAUGACAGUACUUUUUGGGAAACAAGCAUGGAAUCAACACUUAAAGAUUAUAGGUACAUCGAAGGUAUCAACAUAGCACAUUGCGGAAGAACUGCAGCAACAAUUUAUAGAUAUGGAAAGAACUUAGACUAUAGAGCAAAAGUUGAGGAAACAUGGAAGAUUGAAGAAAUUGAUUUUAACAUUAGUGGUUUGUCAAUGGACUGUUUUUUGCCUCCUGCUGAUGUUAUUAACAAGGAAAAUGAACAAGAAUGGGAUUCUAGAGCCUCUUUAGCUGAAAAUAGAACUGUAUGAUGCCUAAUGUGAAAAUGUUCUUGUAUAUAAGAUAGAUAGGCUCUUAGCUCUUGUUCUUGUUUCCUAAAUAUUGGAUAUUUUGAUCGCGAAGGAAUUCUUUCGUCUCAAAAUCCAAGUAAUAUCCAUUACUCAAAGUAGUUCUUUCGAUCAUUCACCGAAAGAAAAUACUUGAUUUUGAAUUUGACCAAUUGAGAAAUACUCAAUGACAUAGUGCACAAAUGAGUUGAUUGA